GUUAUGAUUUCAUGACAUAACAUAAGUCUCUCUUCUAUAUAAACCAAAGAACACAACACAAUAAACUCAUUCAAACCAAAGCCAUCAAACAUGUAUCCAGAGAUGAUAAUCAAUCCCUUUUUCCUUCUUCUCCUCCUCCUCCUCCCCUUGAUCUCCUUCCUCGUUUCCAAAAAGCUCAUUUCAAGAAGAGACCUGCAAAUACCACCAGGCCCGUACCAAUGGCCCGUAGUCGGAAACAUCUUCCAACUAGGCAAACUCCCUCACCACACAAUAGCCCGCCUAGCCCGAGCCCACGGCCCGCUCAUAUCUCUCAAACUCGGAUCCAAACUCCUCGUCGUGGGGUCAUCCCCGGCCGCGGCCAGGGAGAUCCUCAAGACCCACGACCGAGCCCUGUCGGGUCGGUUCGUGAGGCCCGAGUUCAAAACCCGGGCCGACGAGUACGACGACCAGUGGAGUCGCAUGAGGUCCGUUGGCCGGUCGGAGCUGUUUUCCGGCAAGGCCAUCGAGUCUCAGGCGACGCUCUGGUCGGAGAAAAUCGACGAGAUGGUUGAGGAUUUGAGAGCGACGGAGGGUUCGGUAGUGGAGAUUGAGGAGAAAGCUUACGUUGUCACUCUAAAUAUUUUGGGGAAUUUGAUCUUUUCGGGGGAUUUGGUGGGGUUUGAUGGGAAGGGACUGCAUGGGGAGGGUUUGCAUGGGGAGAUGAGGGGGCUUAUUAGGGGGUUUGCGGAUUUGGAUUUAACACCAAAUCUGACAGACUUGUUUCCUGUUUUGGGUGAUUGGGAUUUGUUUGGAAUGAAUAACAAGUUCAGGGAGGUAUUUAAGAGAAUGUUAGCUACCUGGGACGGAAUCGUAAGUGAUAGAAGAAAGCAAGGACGAAGAAGCAGUGGUGGUUCGAGCCGACGCGACUUAUUGGAUACUUUGAUUGGACGAGGGCUCACAAAUGACCUGAUCAACCCUUUUGUCCUGGAGUUAUUUAGCGCUGGUCUAGUCUCGGCUACCUCAACAAUUACCUGGGCGCUCGCCGAACUCGUCAAAAAUCGGGAAAUCAUGCAGAAUCUGCUCGACGAACUGGAAAAGGAACUAGGCCAAGACAACGUCAAGCAAUCCGAUCUGCCUCGUUUGCCAUACCUAGACGCUUGUAUCAAGGAGACGAUGAGACUGCACCCUCCUGCGCCGUUGCUUCUUCCUCACCGCGCCUUGGAAUCUUGCAACGUGAUGGGUUACAACAUUCCCGAGGACACUAUCGUGACGGUUAACGUCUGGGCUCUCGGACGAGACCCCUCUAUCUGGGACGAUCCACUGAGCUUCAACCCCGAGCGGUUUCUAGUGUCCGGGUUGGACUACAAGGGGAACGACUACAAAUAUCUACCGUUCGGUUCGGGAAGGAGAAUGUGCCCCGGACAACCUAUGGCGGCCAAGGUAGUUCCUCUGAUUCUUGGGACUUUAAUCCACUUGUUCGAUUGGUCCUUGCCGGGCGACAUGGACCCAGCCGACCUCGACAUGGAAGAGAAGAAUUCGAUAACGUUGGUGAAGGAGAAACACUUGUGCCUUGUCCCGAAGAUAAGGAAGCAGCUGGAAGUUUGAUUACUUAGCUAGCGUACUGAUUAUGUUAUCUCUUUCUUUUGGGAGUCUUGCCUGUAGUAAUUGUGGGUGGGUUUGGGUUUAUUAGUGAGUUUGGGUUCAAUUUGUCACAUCUAGCUCGUGCAGUACGAUAAAGUGUGUGUUUCUUGUUCGGUAGUUGAAGUGUGUUUCUUGGCUUUUGUUUGAUGUAGUAAUGAAGAAGUGUUUGCUGAUUUAA
Messenger RNA from Rhododendron vialii, 1798 nucleotides. RefSeq names its product probable (S)-N-methylcoclaurine 3'-hydroxylase isozyme 2. Gene Ontology annotation, molecular function: heme binding; oxidoreductase activity, acting on paired donors, with incorporation or reduction of molecular oxygen; monooxygenase activity. The coding region runs from base 91 to 1584 and encodes 497 amino acids. The transcript is spliced from 2 exons. The record is from RefSeq and is a predicted model, not a curated record. NCBI's taxonomy places the organism in Eukaryota, Viridiplantae, Streptophyta, Magnoliopsida, Ericales, Ericaceae.